AUGCCAUCGACUCCCACUUGGACUGGUGAACAAAGUGGUUCAAGCAAGGAUUCUGGUCGUAAUAGAAGGCGAUCUAUAGCAGUUGCACAACGUAUUGCCUCGAUAUUUAGCCCCCAGCCGGACUCUGAGUCAUUUUCCGGACGAGAACAAGCGCGUUUUCAAAAACCAAGAAGAUCUAGUACUCCGGCGAUCGUAACUCCCCUUGUUUAUACGCCUAUGCUAUCCCCAUCCGCUGUUGAUUGUACACCUAUAGAUUCUGGUGGUUCCUCCGCGAUUGAAGAUGACCGCACAGAAUCUACACCUAGCUACUCCAUUGCAUAUGAGGAAAAUAAUAGUGGGGGUAAAAGAUAUGAUUUGGAUAAUAAAUGGUUAAUGAAUGCUUUUAUGGGCAGUCAUGAUUACUGCUGCAGCGGUUUGUCUGCAUCCCAGCAGUAUUUAGUUGACUAUCUAACGGAACGAGGAUUUAUCCAGCCUAAUUUGUUGGUAUCCAACGACGAUGUGUCUAUGUAUGCGGUGACAUCAGGUAAGAUGGUGUUCCUGAAUAACCUGGGUACUUCUGAUGAUGAAUAUUUGAAUAACUUGAGCAAUCUUGACUCCAGCGAUAUGGAAUUUGAAACGCGGGAUGGUACCGCUGCGACGGAUGUUGAUGAUAAUCCGGAAGCCUACAGGGACGUAUGUUCAAACGGCAGUUCUGCCGUAGAGAGUUUGGAUAGUGAUAUGGCUGAUGGGGCGGCUCCGGAGCCGGUAAGACAGUUCACUAAUCACGAAUCUGAUCGUAGUAUCACUUCAUUUAACAUUGCAGUCGUUGUAUCUAUUAAUAAGCCUGUGUGCGCUACGCCGCUACUAGCAAGACUGCUUUCCUAUGCUUGGGUAUACUGGAAUAGUGGGGUGCCUCCAGAGUAUCGUAAGUUUGAGGAGUGUUAUAUUACAGGGGAAUUAGAGUGGAAGUUGACUAAUGAAAACUACAGCCUUUAUGUUCCUCCGUCUCUUUCUCCAGAGGCUCAGAUCAUCCAAAAUAAUGAUAUUUCGUUUAUGCCUAAGUUUUUUAGACCGAAGAGGUCCACUAAUGCCACCGAAAUUGAUAGGAGGACUUUCAAAGAGCAGUAUUUCAAGGAAAAAUUGCCGAACAAAGUCCAAAGGUAUGAGACGGGGCACUAUGUGUUUAUAUUACCUGUAAAUUUUGGAAGCGAUGUCCCUGAGACUAUAUAUGUACCUUCGGGGAGGUUACAUUAUAGUUUCUCUUGCGGAUUUCGAACUGUUAAUAUGGAGGAGGUUAUCCCAGUGUUACAGGAGCCGUCUUCUGGUCUGAAAUCGGAGGAUUCAUCCCCACAGACUAAAAUUGCUGGACAAUUUAUGAAAGCCGUGAGGAAUCAUUUGAGCAUAUUCAAUCCUGUGUCUCAAAGUAAUGCUUUAAAAGGGUUGGUAUAUGGUUCUAUGCCUAUUAUCGUAGUGAGAACGCCUCCGUUGCGGUCAGUAUCUACUGCAGACAAACCAAUCUAUAUCAACAGGGUUUGGAAUAAUUCACUAUGCUAUGAAGUUUCACUGAGUCAAAAAUAUGUGCCCCUUGGAUCGGAACUUCCACUUACAAUCAAGUUGGUUCCUUUGGUGAAGGAUAUUUCGUUAAAACGUUUAAGAGUUAAUAUUGUGGAAAGGAUCUCGUUUGUAUCUAAGAGUUUGGAAUAUGAAUUUGACCAAGUAGAUGCCAUGCUUCAUGAUCCAUGUACUCCAUACUAUAGAGAUUUGCAACUAAAGAGACUUCCCUACCGAACUCUAAGUUUGUUAGAUGUCCGCACAAAAGGCAAGAAGCCAAACGCUCUGAACGAAGAAAUGGUAGAAAACGCUGUCUCGGAGAAUCUACUUGCGUAUUCUAAUGUGCGUGACCGCACUAAUGGUAAUUUGGUUGAUGUCAUUAAGCCCUUAACUAUUAAAACCAAAGUGAGGUUCCCAAAAUUCUCGAUGAUUACCCGAAAAACCGUUCGCAAGUUUCCUCCCUACGGGAUUGAGGAUUUUAUUUCUCAAGAUACGCGCUGCAAUCGUUCUACUGCUGCGCAGGCAGUCUUUGGUUUUAUAUCUGGCAGACGACACUCCCAUUCGUUAGAUAGCCGUGGUUCAAUGUCAGUACCGUCUACAGCCUCAUCUCGUGAGACCCCUACGUAUUUCCAAAGUGAUAGCAGCAUUCCUGUUAGGCACACCAGCAGAGCCAACGAUGCCAAACGCGGACUUUAUAUGGACAGCGUAACUUUCCCUAAUAUUAACGUUAAGCAUAAGCUGGAGGUGGUGAUGCGUAUCAGUAAGCGUGAACCUAAGACAGGGAGAAUCAAACACUUCGAAGUGUUCGUUGAUGCCCCUAUAAUCUUGGUAUCACAGCAUUGCGAUGCACAGAAUAUUGACCUCCCUACUUAUGAUAUGGCUACUAAAACAAGUCUUCUUUCCUCUUCCAUUCUUCCAACAUUUGAGGAAGCAACCAUGGGCACCUCGUCCUCCAGGUCUUCAAAUUUGGCUUCUCUUCAUUUUUCUCCGCACAGCUCGCCCACGCCGCGAACGCCUAAUGAACCUGAUGAUAUUUCUGUACUUCAACUUUCUCUAUCACGCACUGAUUCUUCACAUGAAAUGGAAAAUACUACCCCAUCGUACUUCUCAGGUAGCUUCAAAUUUAGUAACAUGGAUGAAGUACUAAGUUUCAGCUCGGAAGAGUCGGAGGAAGGGCCAUCUUAA
Messenger RNA from Eremothecium sinecaudum, 2715 nucleotides. RefSeq names its product Ecm21p (gene ECM21). Gene Ontology annotation, cellular component: plasma membrane; cytoplasm; cytosol. The record is from RefSeq and is a predicted model, not a curated record. The transcript has a single exon. Gene Ontology annotation, molecular function: ubiquitin protein ligase binding; protein-macromolecule adaptor activity. The coding region runs from base 1 to 2715 and encodes 904 amino acids. Gene Ontology annotation, biological process: ubiquitin-dependent endocytosis. Lineage: Eukaryota; Fungi; Ascomycota; Saccharomycetes; Saccharomycetales; Saccharomycetaceae.